AUGGUCCGCCCCUCUGCCUGCUUCGAGAACAAGCGCAUCGCCCUCGCCUUCGCUCACAUGGUGACCUCCCCGGCCCCCGCCUCCGGCCCUGCCCGUCAGGCCGUCUGCCGUACGGGUCGCUACAGCCUCUACGACGCGCUCAGCGCCUGCUGCCCGUCGUCGGUGAUCAACCAAGACCCGUACGUGGGCAAGUACGGGCUGCGGGCGAUCGAGUUCUGCAAGGUGGUAGAGAGCGACGGCUUCCUCAAGGUCCGGCACCAGCGGCCCAGGGCCAAGGGCGAGGCCUCGAGCCCGUCGGGCUUGUCCGUCGCGGGGGCAGAGGAGGUGCGGUACGUGUAUGCGGGGAGGCGGUGGAGGGACCCGAGGGACGAGGAGGACAUGCGGGCGCUGCGGGAGGCGUGGGAGGAGCUGGCAGGAAGCUCGACCAUCUUCGCGGGGCAGUGUGCGUUGGAGCGGGUGGUGAGGGUGUGCGAGGAGUACAGGGGGGGCUGGGCGGAGUACCAGGCGGGGCUGUCGCGGCCGCUUCCGAGCGUGACGAGGAGGCGGGGGGAGGGGGGGAAGCGACGGCGGCUGGACGAGGCGGGGAGGAGCUCGCCGAGCUCAACGACGUCGUUUGAGGAGAAUUGCUGUGCAGGGCAUGGCUGUGUUGAGGGGCGUUCAUGGGAGCAGCAGCACAAUCAUCAAUCCUCCAUCUGGGGGACUUGUCAGGACGACUCAGAAUCAGAUUACAAGGAAUGUCUUACAGCUCUGUCAAACGAACAACUCUUGCCUUAUCUGGUCAAAAAUGAAGAUCUUGACUCGGAUAUUUUAGACGACGAUCACGAUACGGUUGAGAUUGACAAGAGCUUUGAUGAGACCCACAGGGCUCUAGAGAUAGGAGCAGGAGAGGAGACAGUGAUCAAUACGCUGAUUUCAAGUAUUGAAGGCGUUUGUGAGAUGGGCAUGAGGCAGUCAGAUAUCAUGUGUUUCGUUGAGGACAAACGAUACUUCAUGCCGUGCUUCGCAUGUGCAUAA
Messenger RNA from Guillardia theta CCMP2712, 1014 nucleotides. RefSeq lists its product as hypothetical. The transcript is spliced from 2 exons. Lineage: Eukaryota; Cryptophyceae; Pyrenomonadales; Geminigeraceae. The coding region runs from base 1 to 1014 and encodes 337 amino acids. The record is from RefSeq and is a predicted model, not a curated record.